Messenger RNA from Pseudovirgaria hyperparasitica, 1808 nucleotides. RefSeq names its product glutamate 5-kinase. NCBI's taxonomy places the organism in Eukaryota, Fungi, Ascomycota, Dothideomycetes, Acrospermales, Acrospermaceae. Bases 128 to 1705 code for a protein of 525 amino acids. The record is from RefSeq and is a predicted model, not a curated record. Gene Ontology annotation, cellular component: cytoplasm; cytosol. Gene Ontology annotation, molecular function: ATP binding; RNA binding; glutamate 5-kinase activity. The transcript is spliced from 2 exons.
GAUUUCAUUCGGCUUAUGAUUAGCCCGAAACAGUAGCAAGUGUAUGAUGCCCAUUGGCUGGUAGUUUUCAGAUGCCGACGCCGAGGUCGGCCAAAAGUCUUGCUUGUCUCGCCUAGCAUGGAUAUACAUGCAACAGACAUUCGAUGACUCCAUUUGCGGAACACAAACCAGUCGAAACCACCAAAAGAUCAAUCGAGUGCCGUUCUGUGUGCUCAGAGUGCCGAACAAGAUGAGUCUCACAGCUCAGAGGCAUCUCACCAUUGUCAUCAAACUCGGCACAUCCUCCAUAGUCGACGAGAAGACCCACGAACCACUCCUCUCUACUCUCAGCGUCAUCGCCGAAACAGCGGCGAAGCUUCAGCGAGAUGGCCACAAAGUCAUCAUCGUGUCAUCCGGUGCGAUUGGUGUUGCGCUCCGGCUGAUGAACCUCGAACGACGGCCGAAACAUCUCCCACAAGUCCAGGCGUUGGCAGCAAUUGGACAAUGCAAGUUGAUGACCAUGUGGGAUCAACUCUUCGCACACCUCCGCCAGCCCGUCGCCCAGAUUCUCCUGACCCGCAACGACAUUGCCGACCGCACGCAAUACCUCAAUGCACAAAACACCUUCCACGAACUCCUACACAUGGGCGUCAUCCCCAUCGUGAACGAGAACGACACCCUAGCCGUGUCCGAAAUCAAGUUCGGCGACAACGACACCCUCUCCGCCAUCACCGCCGGCAUGGUCUCAGCCGACUACCUCUUCCUCAUGACGGACGUCGACUGCCUCUACGACAAAAACCCGCGCACACACCCCGACGCACGCGCAAUCGAGGUCGUCAAAGACAUCGCCGAGCUCUCCGCCGACGUCUCCUCGUCCGGCAGCUCCCUCGGCACAGGCGGCAUGAGCACCAAGAUCGUCGCCGCACGCCUCGCCACCUCCGCCGGCGUCACCACAAUCAUCACCAAAUCCUCCAAGCCCGGCAACAUCACCAACAUCGUCAAAUACAUCGAGGCCCGGAAAAGCCUCCCUGUCCCCAUCUCGCGCGCCGCAUCCUCGUCCGCGCUCUCCGGCUUGUCCGCCGACGAAGUCUCCCACAAGGCCGCCGCAACGGCGCUCGACGGCGUCGCGCUGCGCGAUUCGACGGCGGCAGAAAACGACAUUCCCCGCGCGCCGCUACAUACGCGCUUCUUGCCGCAAGCGCAGCCGAUGCGUGACCGGUACUUCUGGCUGCUGCAUGGGCUGACGCCGCACGGAACGCUGUAUAUCGACGAGGGCGCCUACAAGGCGCUUUCAGAAAAAGCAGGACUCCUGCCCGUCGGCGUAGUCGAUGUCGAGGGGCAUUUCAGCCAGCAGGAAGCCGUGCGGCUCGUCGUUGUGCAGCGCGUUAUGCCGACUUCCCCACGGCGCGGUCCUGUGCAUAGCGCGCUUGGUGGCGUGUCAGGAGGACAUGCUGCGUACGAGCAUGAGAAUCCGGCGCCGCGUGAGGUGGGCAGGGCACUUGUGAACUAUGCGAGUAGUGAGAUUAAGCUGAUUCAGGGUCUGCGGAGUAGGGAGAUACGGAAUGUGCUGGGGUAUGCGGAUAGUGAGUAUGUGUGUUUGAGGGAGAAUAUUGCGUUUACGGACGUGGCGAGGAGCACGCCGGCGAGUCCACCGUUGGAUGGACGGAGGAGUGUGGAUUUGAAUGGGAGUGUGGAGUUGGACAGAGGUCUGGCGAGUCUGUCUUAGGGGAGGAAAGGAGGCGAAUGGUGUUGUUUGGGCGUUGAGCAGAGCUUCAAUGUGUUCGAUUUCACAUUCCUUAGAUUGACCUGAUCGAUCUGACGCUUGCAGA